Molecule: messenger RNA, 3303 nt
Organism: Sphaeramia orbicularis (orbiculate cardinalfish)
Lineage: Eukaryota; Metazoa; Chordata; Actinopteri; Kurtiformes; Apogonidae
Product: WD repeat-containing protein 20
Exons: 4
Coding region: 415-2463 (682 amino acids)
Molecular function (GO): protein binding
Source: RefSeq, a predicted model, not a curated record
CCUCAUCCUGCCUGUGUCGGUUCGAUGUUCGGGGGUUAAAUGAGGGAUAGACCCGCAUCAGGGCCGGACCGGACCGUGUGGCCUCUCCUCACCCCAGACGGACGCACGGGGGGAGUGCGCAGUGUCAGGACGCAUCAUCGCACGUCUGUUACGCACGGCGGACGAACGGAGGCUGAGCCCCGGUGGACGGGAUGCUUUGACGGGCUCGGCAGGGCUUUCACCGCGGCUCUGGAUCCCGGGCGGCGGCGGGACGCUCUCCGGUUCUGCUGUAACAUGCUCCGGGCCGGACCGGGGCUGCAGGUCGGCCUGUGUGAGCUCGGCUGCUCCGCUGUGCUUCUCCCAUUUCUCUUCUAGGACUCCAGAUUAUUUCCAGGUCAGAAUCUCCGUUUCCUGUGCGGCUUGUUUGGACUAAAAAUGGCCGGAGAUGGCGGCGCUCUGAAGGAUAUCAAUGAGAUUAAGUCCCAGUUCCGGACCCGGGAGGGAUUCUACAAGCUGCUCACCCUCUCCGACUCGCAGCAGCGGGGCGGGCUGCCGCGGGGGCCGUCCGCCGGGGCGACGCUGGGGCCCGGGGCCGGCCCCGGCGCGAUACCCGGCGGAGGGGUCGGGCUGCUGCAGGGGCCCGGGGCCGCCGCUGCCGCCGCCGCCGCCGUUGCCGCGUCUUCCUCCUCCAAUGCCGCAGCCAACUCCUCCCCGGCGGGCUUCCUGCCGCCGGUCCGGGUCUCCAUGGUCAAGCUCCAGCCCGAAGACCCGAGCGAGGAGUCGGAGCGGGUGUGUUUCAACAUCGGCCGGGAGCUUUAUUUCUACACCUACACCAACAUUAAGAAGGCGGUGGACCUCAGUAAACCAAUAGACAAAAGGAUCUACAAGGGGACGCAGCCCACGUGUCACGACUUCAACCAGUACUCGGCCACGGCGGAGAGCGUGGCUCUGAUCGUGGGUUUCUCUGCCGGGCAGGUCCAGUACCUGGACCCCAUCAAGAAGGAGACCAGUAAACUCUUCAACGAGGAGAGGUUGAUAGACAAAUCCAAGGUCACGUGUCUAAAAUGGCUGCCCAAGUCGGAGAACCUGUUCUUGGCCUCCCACGCCAGCGGUCACCUCUACCUCUACAACGUGGACCACCCCUGUGGCACCACCCCCCCACAGUACUCUCUGCUGAGGCAGGGGGAGGGCUUCGCCGUGUACGCCUGCAAAACCAAGACGCCGCGUAACCCCCUGCUGAGGUGGGCCGUCGGCGAGGGGGGGCUCAACGAGUUCGCGUUCUCCCCGGACGGCGUCCACGUGGCGUGCGUGGGCCAGGACGGCUGCCUGCGCGUCUUCCACUUCGACUCCAUGGAGCUGCAGGGCGUCAUGAAGAGCUACUUCGGCGGAUUACUGUGCGUGUCGUGGAGCCCCGACGGGAAGUACCUCGCCACGGGGGGAGAGGACGACCUGGUCACCGUCUGGUCAUUCGCAGAGAGUCGCGUCGUGGCGAGGGGUCACGGCCACAAAUCCUGGGUCAACGUGGUGGCGUUCGACCCCUUCACGACCUCCCUGGAAGACGAUGAGCCCAUGGAGCUCAGCGGCAGCGAGGAGGACCUCCACCAGGGGGCGCCCAAUAACUCCAUGCACUUCGGCCGGGUACGAACAAGCAGCACGUUGUCACGUCUUUCCCGGCACAGCUCUAAAGGGGGGGGGUCGGCGUCAGUCACGUACCGCUUUGGUUCGGUCGGACAGGAUACGCAGUUCUGUCUGUGGGACCUGACUGAUGACGUGUUGUACCCCCGCCUGCCGCUGUCCCGCGCCUUCACUAACACUUUCGGACCCUCACUAUCCAACUCGGGCAGCGGGGUGGUCAACAGCACGUCAGGAGGGGGGGGUAGUGGAGGGGUGGAGGGCCAUCAUCAUCCUCCCAACACUAACACCGGCACCUCCAACCCCCCAACGCUCCCCUUGCCUCUUCCUCGCUCCCUUUCCCGUUCCAACUCCCUGCCCCACCCCGCCGUUGCCAACGCUUCCAAGGGCCAGGGCGCCUCAGAGGGCAGCGGCGGCGGAGGAGGAGGGGGCGGGACUAGCGGCGGAGGGAACAGCACCCCGUUCAGCAUCGGCCGCUUCGCCACGCUGUCCCUCCAGGAGCGAAAGUCCGACAAGUCCGGCAGCGGCGGCGUGGAGAAGGAGCACAAACGGUACCACAGCCUCGGAAACAUCAGCAAGAGCAACGACAAGAUCAACGUGGCGCCAAGGAGCAACCGACUGGACGCCGCCAAGGUCCUGGGCACCACGCUGUGCCCCCGCAUGCACGAGGUCCCCAUGCUGGAGCCGCUGGUCUGCAAGAAGAUCGCACACGAGAGGCUGACGGUGCUGGUGUUCAUGGACGACUGCAUCAUCACGGCCUGCCAAGAAGGACUGAUCUGCACCUGGGCCCGACCGGGGAAGGCGAACUUGACAGCACAGAACGGAAACUCUCCGAGCGGCACGGUGGUAUAGCUGAAGGAGAAGCUUUGCACUCGUCCCUUCCUCCAUCUCGUCCUCCCUCCUCCUCCUUCUCCGUCUUCUCGUCUCCGUGGGACGCCUUCUCCACGGAUCGUCCAAAAGGUCAAAUCAGGGGCCAACUAUAAGAGACCAUACCCUACCUACCUACCUACCUACGUACCUACCUACGUACCUACCUAGCGACCGUUGCAGUAUUAUAACGCCAGUAUUAACUCUUCGCCUGCACUGAUUUCACUCACAGUGGACGGUUUGGUUGGAAACUCUCAUCCACAUGUCAAAACCACGACAAAACAGAUGCAAACACACCAUAACAUCAUCUAGUCAGGCUUCAAUUCACUGUAGCAACAUGAUGACAGGGACGAAAAACACAUAGCCAAAAGUAUGUGGACAGCUCGGUAAUGAGAUCUCACUGCAAAAAUGUGCAUUUCAAUCCAUUUUUCUUCCACUUUGAAGCAAUUUUUGUGUGUUUUUUUGUUUUUUUUUUAUUUCUACGUGCCAUUUCUCAUGUUAAUCAAAGCCAAGUACAGAAACAUUGCUUGUUGCACCAGGUAAAAUAAGUUAAAACACUAAACAGUUUGUUGAAAUUAGCAAUUUGAACACUUCAGUUUCAGUAUCAGUGUUUGGUUGCGCCACAGAGACGUGAGAUUCAUCUUAUCGACGCCAACAUGAAGUCCAAACCAACCAAAAUAAUGUAAAAAUUCAUGAGGUCGGCCACAGUAAAAGCUAAUAUUCUAAUAUAGUGUUUAGAAAUUGUAGACCACCCCUUGUUUUCUUCCGUUUCUUGUUCAUUUUAAUGUCUGGUCCAACUAAAGGUACAUUUGUUUGGACAAAUAU